GCUAAGCAUUAGCCCUACAGUACAAUUUAACCCUUACAGCGUGUGGCGUCCCCCUCUCCCAGACUGUGACUGUAUAUGGUUAGAAAACUGUAGAUGUCAUCUGUCCGGUGGUAGGCGCCCUGUGUUUGCCAUCCCCAUAACCCUAGCACACAACCCCACUCUCACCAGCGGGGUGAGGAAGAGGUGGUGGAGAUACCGUAACACACAGUAGUGAGGCCAAAGAGAUGCCUAAGGUGUGUGGGGCAGCAAGCUGGUGGUGGCUGUGUCUGGGAAUGUGAGGGAUGUGCAGCCUCGAGAGUGAUGUGUACUUGCAGAGCGUGUAUGCCUGGUGCCCCGGGGCCCUGGUAUUGAGAAUUACAUGAUUUGUCCGUAUCAGGGGACUGCUUAGCAGAAAUGAGUGAAUGCUUCUGUGCCAGACCCUUGUUUGCUACUUUUUUAUCCUCAUCUGCUCAUCGCUGGUGCCUGUAAUCACUGGGCCUGUGAGGAGACAGUGGCACCAGCGGUGCUGGGGCCUGGCUUCUCUUCUGUGUUGGAUGCUUGGGAGGAAGAUGGGUGAGGGGUAGAUGUGUAGGGGAUGGAUUGCCAUCUUUGGGGGAGAGGCUGUUCAUGGUUUCAUCUGUCUCCAUCUUGCCAGGGCACUGUGACCUUUGAGGAUGUGGCCGUGUACUUCUCCAGGGAGGAAUGGGGUCUCCUUGAGGAGGCUCAGAGACGCCUGUACCAGGAUGUGAUGCUGGAGAACUUGGCACUUGUAACCUCCCUGGGUUGUCAGCAUGGAGCAGAGAAUGAGGAGGCACCUUCUGAGCAGGGCGUUUCUGUAGAAGGAGCGUCACAUGUCAGGACUCCCAAGGCAGGUCUUUCUCCCCAGAAGGCCAGCCCCUGUGAGGUGUGUGCUCCAGUCUUGAAAGACAGUUUCCAGUUGGCUGAGCACCAGGAAACCCAGUUCGAUGAGAAAGUGUACACUGGUGGGACACAUGGGAAAAGAGUCUAUUUCAGCGGAAACCUUCAGCAGCAGCAGAAGGAGCACACUGGAGAUCAGCCCUUCAGAAGCAGCGCGAGUGGAGCUUCGGUGGCAAAGAGCUGCAGACGGCAUGUGUCAGGGAAGGCCUUCAUCUGUGGGGAGACUGAGAAGGACUUCCUGGUCAGCUCGGGAUUCCUCCAGCAACAGGCCACACACACUGGGGAGAAGUCAAACAAUGGAACUGAGUGUGGGGCAGCCUUCCACAAGGGAAAAACUCAACACCACUGGGGAGACUGCACAGAAGCUCUCAGCAACCAACACACAUUUGUUCAUCACCAGAGAGUCCUCCCCGGGGAAAGAUGUUACAUGUGCAGUGAGUGUGGGAAAUCUUUUAGCCAUAACUCUAGCCUCAUUAAACACCAGAGAGUUCACACCGGAGAAAGGCCUUAUGCGUGUGGGGAAUGUGGGAAAUCCUUUAGUCAAAGCUCCAACCUCUUUCAACAUCGGAGAGUUCACACUGGAGAAAGGCCCUAUGAGUGCAGUGAAUGUGGGAAAUCUUUUAGCCAAAGUUACAGCCUGAAUAACCAUCGGAAAGUUCACACCGGAGAAAGGCCUUUUGAGUGUGGAGAAUGUGGCAAAUCAUUUAGUCAAAGAUCCAACCUCAUUCAGCAUCGGAGAAUUCACACUGGAGAAAAGCCUUAUGAGUGCAGUGAAUGUGGGAAGUCCUUUAAUCAAAGCUCUGCACUCUUGCAACACCAUACUGUUCACACUGGAGAAAGACCCUAUGAGUGCAGUGAAUGUGGGAAAUCCUUUACCUACAGUUCCAGUCUCUUAAAACACCAGAAGGUCCACACUGGAUCAAAGCCUUAUGAGUGUAGUGAAUGUAGGAAAUCUUUUAGCCAAAAUUGCAGCCUUGUUCUACAUCUGAGAGUUCACACUGGAGAAAGGCCUUAUGAGUGCAGCAAAUGUGGGAAAUCUUUUAGCCAAAGCUCUGCGCUCCUUAAACACCAGAGAGUUCACACUGGAGAAAGGCCAUAUGAGUGCCGUGAAUGUGGGAAGUCCUUUAGGCGAAGCUCCAACUUCAGUGACCAUCGAAGGGUUCACACUGGAGAAAGGCCAUAUAAGUGCAACCAGUGUGAGAAAUCCUUUAGUAAAAGCUCUGGCCUCACUCGACACCAGAGAGUUCAUACUGGAUUGGGCCUUAUGAGUGUCUUGAAUGAGAAAGCCAUUAGCCAAAGGCCUUACCUCAUUGAUUACCACAAAGUGCACAUGGCAAAGACAACUUAGUUGUGUAGCAAAUGUGUUUCCUUGUUCAGUGUAACAGCACUCGAGGCGAUCUCUUUGGAGGGGGCCAUCUGCCUGUUGAGCCUCAUGCAUCCAGACAUCAGAAUAAAUGGCAGGUGUGUGGGAGCUGCAUUGCAUGUUUCAGCGUAGGCCCGUGUCAGGUUUUUAUUACUGUUGAUUCUGUAGCAGCAGCCAUUCACCUCUGCCACAUGGCAGGUGCCACACGUGUAUCAUUUCUCCAUCUUGACACGUUCAGAGAAGUAAACCUUCCUGUUUUCCCAUUUGUGGUAAAUAUGUGAGAAGCCAAAGUACUCAUUCCUUUCUGUCUGAUGACCCAGUUGUGGCCCAGAGGACUCCAUCUGACUUUCCAAGUCACCUUUUUAGGGAUGUUGUUGGUCUGGGGACUCUUGUGGAAUUUUUAGCCUCCAAGUCACCAACCCAGGAACAGCCUGCCUCCGUCAUUCUGGUUUGUGCUAUAACAAAGGCCUUAUUGUUUGAGUCGCCUUUAUCUUGAGGGUUAGACUCACUCUUAUGGGGUGGUUUCAGAACAGUGGAAUGUUUGUGCACUUCAGGGGGAUGGGAUGAUGGUAGUCCUCUCUCUAGUUUGGUCCUUGUUUGCAUUGCUGCCCAAGGCCUGUAGGGAAAUUAUGUCAGGUUUUGUGGCUGAAUUGUAGCCUAGAUACAGGACAUUUUGUGGCGUUGGAGCUCACCCUGAAGAGGGGGCAGUUGUGACAACCUCUGGUACUUCUUGGAACCACAUAAAAUUCUUCUCUGCUUUGCAGGGGAUACUGUAUCGUGCUCAGCACUGGUGCAGGAAUUCUGUACCCAGGUCCUGCAAACGAGUGAUGUACGCUGAUGUCCAGAAUUCUGUGUGGUAGUGUCACUGGCUGAAAGACUAUGGGGAAAUUAUCAUUGUAUACGAACAGUGGGUAAAUAGAAGAGUGCAAGAGACUGCAACAUCUGGUUGGAAUGAGCCUCUUUUAAAAGGGCACCUGCCAUUGUUCCAGGGGCGCCUGGGUGGCUCACUCAGUUAAGCGUCUGACUCUUGAUUUCGG
Lynx canadensis (Canada lynx) is the source of this 3297-nucleotide messenger RNA. RefSeq names its product zinc finger protein OZF-like. Bases 575 to 2245 code for a protein of 556 amino acids. NCBI's taxonomy places the organism in Eukaryota, Metazoa, Chordata, Mammalia, Carnivora, Felidae. The transcript is spliced from 2 exons. Gene Ontology annotation, biological process: regulation of DNA-templated transcription. The record is from RefSeq and is a predicted model, not a curated record.